Molecule: messenger RNA, 453 nt
Organism: Chilo suppressalis (striped riceborer)
Lineage: Eukaryota; Metazoa; Arthropoda; Insecta; Lepidoptera; Crambidae
Source: the annotation of a GenBank genome assembly
AUGCCUGCAUACGAAUUCGCUAUCAUGAUACGAGCAAUGCCAAAAACAGAGCUCAAAGUUUGUCUACAACGCAUAUCUCACGCAAUAUUUGAUCGUGGAGGUAUUAUUAGAAAUAUUGAUAAUUUGGGCUUUAAUUCGAUGCCAUAUAAAACUAGUGCUCAUGGACUAGUACACAGAGAAGCAAAUUAUUUUGUGUUCAAAGUGGAUACAGCAUCUCAAGCUGUUUCCGAUUUGAAGGAAGAGUACAGUCGUGAUGUUGAUAUCAUACGCCAACGUGUAUUCAAGGUUCCAACAGAGAAUCAAGAUGCCUGCACAUUACAAGAAGAAAUAUUGCCCCCCGCUUAUAGAAAAGAUGUUCAAAAGAUGAUAGAAAUCGGAAAAACUCAAGUUAAUCGUUUCACUUAUAAAUUCAAAUAUAAUUCAGGUCUGGAUUAUUAUCCCUUCCAGAAGUAA